AUGGCUUCCAGAAAGGUGGCAAUGCCCGUGCGAUGCGAGAGGAGGGAGGAACCGAGUUAUGAUGAUGAUGAUGAUGAUAAAGACGGCGAUAAUGCUCGGUCGGACCGGAAGAAAAGAAACCUUCGUCAGUCGGGCUCUAGCCCCACCUACGAAUCGGAUCAGCUUGCUUCGCGUGAACAGCAAGGUAAUCGUGCCUCCGCCUUCUCUGCAUUUCCACCAUCCGCAAGUCAAAACGUCCAAGGCUUCAACGGCCGUCAGAUGGCUCCAUCACCCAGCUCUGCCAUCAACUCGGCUCCAUCUCGCCCCUUCCAACCGAGUCAUGCUCACAGUCAGUCAACCAGCGUGCUGCUCAACUCUUCCUCUUCACGCCAGAUGUUCAAGCCUCAGUCACAACAGCAGCAACAACAAUCCUCCAACCGCUCUGGCAGCAUGCGUCCCAUGUCGGCCUUUCAGCCUCUAGACAAUCCCGACUACUAUGCUGGCGGAGGCGGCAGCUCCAGUCCCACAAUGUCGCAGCGUCCGCCUUCGCCCGCCGGUUCCACUGCCAGAUCCAUCCGCUCCACCCCCCAAACCCCACUCACCUUCAAAAGCCAAGAUCUGCGCAGCGCACUUGGUCUCCAGGAGUCGCAGCAAAAGAAGCUCUACAUGGAAGGCUAUCUCCUCAAGCGCGAUGACCUUGGCACCGAUGGAAAGCCUCUCCAUGUCGCCGAUGAGAAGCGUCGCUGGACCGAAUGCUUCGUUCAGCUCUCUGGAACCGUUCUCAGCCUGUGGAACGUCGAGCAGAUGCAGGAUGCUGCAAAGCGUGGCGCAGAGGUUCCACCCACCUACAUCAACAUCACCGACUCCUUUGUCGACUUCAUCGGCCUUCUCAUCGAGGACUCCAAACUCAUUCCAGGAAGCCGCGGCCGCUACCAUCACGCCUUCGCCAUCAACACGGCAGGCAACAACCGAACCAUCUUUUGCUUCCGUGACCCUCCUCCCUUCCCUCCCGAAUCGCUCGAGCAGUGGCUUGCUCCAGAGCAUCGACAAAAGCCAGAGCAUCGCACCGUCAUCGGCUGGCUCAACCUCGGUCACCGCCAUCUUCAGGCUUGGAUCAACGCCAUUCGCCUCGCCUCGUGGGAAAAGGUACGCCUCGAAGAGAUCUACACCGGUGCUCUCAUCCGCGCACGACUUGGCGCCGUCGGUUCUCCAGGCUCAGCUACUCCGGAUGCCAUCAAGGACCCUUCGUCCGUCAGUGCCGCCCAAAUGUCAAUCAAGUCUCCCCUCGUCAAAGGCAAGAUGGAAGGUUGGGUCAAGGCUCGCUUCAUGGGUUCCACCGAAUGGAAAAAGGUCUGGGUCGUCCUCACUGAUCACAAACCUGACGAGUCCGAAUUUGGCGCAAAGAAAAAGUUCUGGAAGAUCGGCUCUUCGGGCGGUGAUCGCUCCAGCAUCCUCAGCGUCAACAGCGUCUCCACCGCCGCGCCAGGAGCUCCCACCAACGACGGCAAGGAAUUGCCCCCGCCUCCCGGAAGCAACGGCGCACCCGGUGUGGCCAGCUUCUUCGAAUCCAAGAAGGACAAGAAGCCUUUCGCCAGCCUCAUCUAUGCUGCUCAUGCCUUUGCCGUCUAUCCUUCCCGCCCCGAGCUCGUGGAAGGCUCGAGUCUCUUCAAGAUUGAGGGUGUAUUCCCCUCAAGCUCCGUCCUCUCCGCUACACACCGCGUUCGCAGUACAGGCUGGGUCAUGCUCAUGCCCGAGCUCGAGACCGCCGGCAGCAAAGGUGCCAACGCAGAGAUGAUGAAGUGGCUCAUCGCCUUCAUGGACUGCUUCAAACUCUACGGUCGACCCGAGACGUUUGUUUGGGAGGCGCGCGAUCCCAUCUCGCCAUUCUUUGCCUAUCCCAUCGGUCCUUUCAAGGAUCGUCUCUUCCUCGACAGGGAGCUUGCCGAGUUCCUCGAGAUUGCUCGAGAAGACCACCUCACGACCCGAUCCUCGCUGCACGGCAUCAUGGCAGCUCGCAUGCGAGGCGAACGCACCAAGAUCCUUCAGCCGCUCCCAGCACCCUCGCAGAUUGCGCUCGCUCCGCAAGCAAGCGCUGUCACCCAGACCGACGACGACGACGAGCCUCGAUCCUCUUCCCGAGCCAGCGCAACUCCAUCUGCCUCGCAGCUGCCACCUCUCGAUUUUGCCUCUGCCCAAAAGCAACCUCCCACAGCGGGUGCUCCCAUGGUCGCCAACGGCUCCAAUACCUCGGCGCGCUCUUCCGAUCAGAUCGGCAGAGUCUCACAGGCCUUCAGAGAUCCUGUCAGAGGCGACGCAACAGAUGGAGAGUCUGCACGAGCAGCGUCCCUCGAGUCCGACUCAACGCGCCCACCUGUCGGACUUCGUCCUGGACAGCCGGACGCGGUGCAACCAAUUCUGCGAGAUGCAUACAGCACGCAAGCCGCGCAGGCCCCUGCGUCAACGCCUGCAGCUCCUGUUGCCGCGGCGCCGGUCAACAAUGCAGCUACUGUCCCUCAAGCUGCACAAGUCCCGCCUGCUUCACAGUCCAGCACACCUUUCAUUUCGAGGGGCCAUCAAGAAGAACUGUCCAGCAUCCGUGCCCUGCCUAGUCCUUCGACCACCCAGCCUCCUCCUUCACAAGGUGUGCAACCUGCGCUUCAGACUGCACCCGCUGCGGCAUCCUCGCUCGCUUACCUUUCGCCCACAGACAAGGCCCCAGCUAUGCCGCCUUCCUCCGAGACUUCGACGGCUACCACGCCUCGACCCGCAGCCGUGUUUGGCCCGUCUGGCCGCGGAGCAGAUCAGAACGUUUCUGAACAGCCUCGCUCAACCAAGCGCGACUCUGAGCUGUCCACCAACUACGACGAGAGCGCCCUAUUCUACAUGGCUUCCAUCUCCGAUCAGCUUCCUGCCGCCACCUCGCAGCCUGUGGUCAUGUCUGCGCCGAGCCGCCACGUCGUCACAAAGGAAAGCUCUCAGGCUUCUCGCCCUCAGAGUCUGGCGCCUGCUUCCGAGUCCACCUCGGCCAUUCACUCGGAGAACACACACACCACGCGCUUGUCCUCGGAUCAGCCACAGCAAGCACCUGCUCUUCCUGUUCAGCCUGAGCAGAACAAGCCCGACAACUCGGCUGGCGCACGCUCCAACCCGACGCAGGACGACACCAUCAACGACGACGCUCUCGCCGCGUACUCGUUUUUGGAACAACCCCCUUCGCCGGCUCUGCCAACCAACGAGAUUUCUCACAAGCCUGUUGCGGCAGAGCGUAGCCCUGUCUCGUCCACCACGUCUUCGACGCUACCGGCGCAACCUGCAACGAAUGCAGCUAUAUCGCAGCAGAACUCCGUCGACAGCACCUAUGGCGUGCGUCCGGGUGCCAGCCAGUAUCCCUCCACCUUUGGACAGAACAAGAGGGCGGCCGAACGCAAGUCUGCAGCGCAGCUUCAGGCCCAGGCGCACCAGGAAGCUCUUUCGCGACCUGGUCGUGCCGGCGUUACCAAACCGAAGGGUAUUCGCCGUCCUGGUUGGGUAGACGAUAGCGAGGAGGAAGAGGACGAGGAAGAGGACGAGGAGGAGGAAGAUGAGAGUCGCGAAAAUGCGCGAAACUCAACACAACUUGCCCCAGCUGUCGGCACUGUUCGCUCCGCUGCCAGCUCGAAUCGAGGUGGCCCAGGCACGGAAUCCCCCGUCAACCUCGCCGACUCUGUUGGCAGCCUUGGCCGCACCAACGACGCAGCAUCACAAGUGGCCGGAGGCAACUUCCCGCGCUCUCCCUCUGGCUACGGCGCUAGCAUGCUGGGUGGCUCGCGUGCCGACUCGCCAGGUCGAUCGCCUGCACGAGGAGGCGUAGCCACGCACCCAUCCAUCCAGGCAUAUCAGCGCCAAUCCAUGUUCAACAACCACCUCAGUGCUGCUCACGGAGACGAUUCUCGAUCCAACACACCGCCUCAGGGUCCUGUGGUGCGCGAUCGUCAGACGUUCUUGCAGCUCAAGCCGGAAGAGCAGCCUGGCGCCAUGACGACCGUCUUCACUCCCCACGGUCUGGUGCAAGCCGGAGCGCAAGACAAGGCGGAGCGAUCGGCCAAGGCGCAAGAGGCAGAGGCGAGAGCCAUGGGCAGCCACAUGGUCAACGUGCCCAACAAGCCUCCUCCUCCUCAGGCGGGUCUCUUGGGCGCCAUCACGGCCCACGAGCGCGAUCGCAAGGGCGCCGGUGGCUUCGGUGCCACGCUCACCGAGCGUGAGCGUGAGCGUGUCGCAGCCGAGCGACGCCAGCGCGAGGAAGAUGCGCUCCGACAGCAACAGCAACAGGCGCAGCAGCAGCAGCAGAUGCAACAGAUGCAGCAGAUGGCCUACUUCAACCCGAUGCUGUACCAGCAGAUGAUGAUGGGCGGUAUGAUGGGCGGAAUGGGAGGCAUGGGCAUGAUGGGCAUGGGUAUGCCGCAGAUGGGCGGCUUUGCAGGCUCGCAGAUGGGCGCUGGCAGUCAGAUGGGAGGUAUGGGCGGUGGCUUCGACCCGAUGAUGGCUCAGCAGCAAGCGAUGCAGGCGGCGCAGAUGGCGUACAUGUCGGCGCUCUCGCAGGCUCAUCAGGAAGGAUCUGUGAUCGGACACGGAUCGAUGAUGGGACACGGUUCGCCCGGUGCCACCCCGGCAUCGACCAUGGGGAUGCCGAUGGGCAGUAUGCCGUUCAUGGCGAGCCCGCACAUGAGCAUGAUGGGCGCACCUUAUCCCGGAUUCAUGACGCAAUCGGCGAUGGGUGGUGUCACGCCGUCGGAAUUCGGAGCUGGCGGUGCAAGCCCGUCACCGCGACCACCAUCCACCAAGCCGAACGGUCAAGGCAACAACUGA
Molecule: messenger RNA, 4824 nt
Organism: Pseudozyma hubeiensis SY62
Lineage: Eukaryota; Fungi; Basidiomycota; Ustilaginomycetes; Ustilaginales; Ustilaginaceae
Exons: 2
Coding region: 1-4824 (1607 amino acids)
Source: RefSeq, a predicted model, not a curated record